AUGAAUUGGGACGACGACGACUUUUCUGUGACACCUGCAAAGACCAAGACUACCAUCAUCAACAGCUGGGAGGACGACUUGGACGAGCCUUUGUUGGACGACUUUGCCUGGGACGAUGACGAAGACGACAAAACAGAGAAGAAACCAGCUAUUAAAGGGACAAAGCCCAAGCCAAAGGCUCCAGUUGUUGCCAAAGGCAAGAAGGGCUCGAAAAAGACCAGUUCCAAUGACAGAGUGUUGUUGGAGGUAGACACCUUAGAUGAGGCUACUCGUAAGAAGCUAUUAAAGGAGAAGCAGUUGGAGUCGGAUCUCAACAAUGCUGCUGAUUUGUUUGGAACCUUAGGAGUCGCUGACGACUAUGACGACGAUGCCAUUAACGAGCAUCCCAAAGCUAAAGCUUUAAAGGAGGCUUCUGAGAAUUCUAGCUCUAAACCACAACAGGAACUUACAGUUGACACCCCAUUAACUGUUCAUCCAAUUUUUGAUCCCGAGAGCAAACAAGAUUAUGAGAAGUUGAGAAAACAAUUAUCAUCGACAUUGACUCCAUUAGCUAAGAAGUCGUCAUUGAAUUAUUCCUCACAAUUAGCAAUUGGGCUAAUUAGGGAUUUAAGUAAAGAAUUAAGUUCUGAGAACAUUCGAAAAGUGAUUUCGACACUUAAUGUAAUUGUUAAAGAAAAGACAGCGGCAGAAAGACAAGCUAGACUAGCCAAAACUGGAGGAGCCUCAGUUGGUGGUGGAAAAAAGAAAGUCAAGGGAAAAAUUAAUCUUGGAGGUGGUUUUAAAAAGGAUAACGAUCUGAUUCAGCCUUAUUCUAAAUAUGAUGAUGAUGGUUAUGAUGAUUUUGAUGAUUUUAUGUGAAUAGAAUAGAGUAGAAUAGGCUAUAAAAUUAGUUAAAAUUAUAAUUGAUUUCAAAUUUAAACUCAAUAUCAAUUUGAUCUUUCAGUUACAAUUUAAUCUUUAUCCUUUUCCCUUUUUCUUUUUUUAAUCUUUCGCUUUUAGUUUUUAGUUUUUAGUUUUUCAUUUACAUUUACAUUUAUAUUUACAUUCAC
Molecule: messenger RNA, 1049 nt
Organism: Ascoidea rubescens DSM 1968
Lineage: Eukaryota; Fungi; Ascomycota; Saccharomycetes; Ascoideales; Ascoideaceae
Gene: HCR1
Product: translation initiation factor eIF3 core subunit j
Exons: 1
Coding region: 1-858 (285 amino acids)
Cellular component (GO): eukaryotic translation initiation factor 3 complex; cytoplasm
Molecular function (GO): translation initiation factor activity
Source: RefSeq, a predicted model, not a curated record